AUGCAUGAAUCCUUGCUUGGUGAUUGCAACCGUGAAAGGCUGCGUGCAGUUCAAGCUGGAGCAUCUCAGAAAAAGGAUCUGAGUUUGCCAGAAAUCUCAUCCAAGCUAAAUGAUGCAGCUACUCCAGUGGCACUUCGUGAUAUAGGCCUGGAGCUGUUUCACCAUGUCGAUGCUCUCUUGGCUACCCGCGCAAAUGGCCAAGAAGACCAGCAGUCUCUAUCGAUAGAAGCCUCUGAUCCGGCUUUCAACGAAGAGUCAUCACAUGUGCGAAGCCUCGUCGAUUCAGUGGCCCAAAAGCUGUUGAAAUUUCCCAUUUUUGGAACUGAUACCGCCAUACAAGAUUCCGACUAUGCUGCUCAUUCUCUGGCUGCCGAAGUCGGACUGGCACUGCUCGCCAUCAUCUCGCCUUACUGCACCUCGCCUUCUGAGCCCUUUCUCUUCGACGACGCAGUUUUGAUACGUGUCGUUGCGUACACUGACGAAAACGAUGCCUGGACAACGAAAGAGUCGUCACGGCUUGCGACCCGCCUGUUAAAAUCCAAUCUGAAUGAUGACAGAUUAGAUAAUUUCAUCACCCAACGCCUAGUCCAGGACACGCUUCGGCCGCUAUUUUCUAAAUCGUCUACUCGGUUAACUGCUUCUGGGAGGCCAUCACAAAUCGCUCAGCAGCCUACCGGUACACAGGCCAGGACAUCUCUAGAUACUGUCUCACCGGAACGCGAAAAAGUCCACGCUGCUUCAAGUUGUAAAUGGGCAGUCAUGCUGUGCAGUCAAGCUACGAUGGGUCGCCAAUGGCCCCUAUUUCUUCCCAUUCUACUUUCGCUAGCCGAAGACCACAACACAGCAGUCAGGAUAAAAGGCUUGCAGAUUAUUGGUUUCUUCCUAGAUACAUGCCCGGCAAACGUGAUACUGUCUGCUGGCGUUGACAACGUGAUCCAGGACGCUGUUUUCCCCACCUUACUCUUCUUACCCUCCACAACACCCGAGAGCGAGUCCAUAGAGCUUUUGUAUCCUGCAUAUCGAGUGCUCCUUCGGAUAGCCCAGCUGGACCCAGACCCAAAGAGUUUGCGAAGACGACGUUUUCUUGACAAGCUCUUGCGAGAUGGCGUCUUUGCGGGCCAUUUUCAUGCCUCCGAGUAUCCUCGCAUCGUCGAAGUUCUUAUGAAUAUCACAAAGGAUAUCAUCUUGUGCCUGGGAUUCUUCUCAGCAAAGCAUCUCCAGGUUGGGAUAAAGAUCCUCUUGAAAGAAUCUCUCUGUUGUUAG
Molecule: messenger RNA, 1263 nt
Organism: Trichoderma gamsii
Lineage: Eukaryota; Fungi; Ascomycota; Sordariomycetes; Hypocreales; Hypocreaceae
Exons: 5
Coding region: 1-1263 (420 amino acids)
Cellular component (GO): cytosol; centrosome; nucleoplasm
Source: RefSeq, a predicted model, not a curated record